Oncorhynchus nerka (sockeye salmon) is the source of this 1150-nucleotide messenger RNA. It is a transcript of the gene ppp1r3g, whose product is annotated as protein phosphatase 1 regulatory subunit 3G. Gene Ontology annotation, cellular component: protein phosphatase type 1 complex. The record is from RefSeq and is a predicted model, not a curated record. NCBI's taxonomy places the organism in Eukaryota, Metazoa, Chordata, Actinopteri, Salmoniformes, Salmonidae. The transcript has a single exon. Gene Ontology annotation, biological process: regulation of glycogen biosynthetic process. The coding region runs from base 76 to 918 and encodes 280 amino acids. Gene Ontology annotation, molecular function: glycogen binding; protein phosphatase 1 binding.
AAGUGAAAAAUUCCAUCGAGAAUCUAAACUCCCGGAACUGUUCCGGUGCAUACCCAUAACGCACGCAUUGCCGAUAUGUCCGAUUCAGCCCUCCUGCGUGAUUCCAAGCAGUGUUCUCCAAAUUCAGGGGGAACCAUGCUAUCAGGGAGUGAAGAUGAGCCAACGGAGAAUGGUGACGAGGACUUGGAAGAUGGCUUAAUCGAACCACCAGAAAUGUAUAAGAAAGACAGGCGAAGGGCGAAAUCUCUGCCCGCAUAUCCGGAGCAGGCUAUGCUUUUUGAAGAAAUAGCCAAUAACGGCCGAAAACGGGUGAAGUUCGCAGACUCCAUGGGGCUAGAUUUAGCAAGCGUGAAGCACUUCAGCACAGCAGAAGACCCGAAAAUCCCUUCCAAGGUUUUGUCGAGAUUGCAGAGCUUUCUCCCUCAACCACAGGACCGAGAGUAUACAAUCGGGGACCUGUGCGUAAACUUUAAAUCUACCUUGACCACGAACCGUCUCAUCCCAACUUUCAAGAUGCCAGUUGAGGCUGAUGAUUUUGAAACCAAGGUAUUGCAGCGGCACGUCCACCUGGAGAAGGUGACCAUCACUCAGUUUGACAUCCGUGGGCAGAUUCGGACGAAUACACAAAACUGUUGCAAGAGGGAAGUUGGUGUGAGGUACACAUUCAACGAGUGGCUCUCUUUCGUGAACGCGCAGGCGAUACCCAUGUCUUUCGAUGAGAAUACAGUCGGUGAGCGCUACACAUUUACCAUGUACACGCCUCCAUUCCUAGACCCAUCUUCCUCUGUGCACUUCGCCGUGUACACCAGGAAUGACCAGGGCGAGUUUUGGGAUAACAACCAUGGACAAAACUAUACCUUGAAGUAUCACUGUGCAGGUAUGCCGACCUACGAGAGCGCAGCAUUCCAUGCCACCUGAAAUUCGCCGUUACGCACGUGCGUAAAGAUGGUGUCGCUCAACCAGGUCUCUUAUGAAGUUGUUCUCCAUCACGUGGAUUGAUAUAUACUUUUCAGUGAAGUGAAUGUAUUUUCUUCUUGCUCUCCGAGACCACCGUUUUGUUAUCAAGGUGUUCAUGAGUUCAUCAUAAUUGUUAUGUUGUUAGGCCGACUGUACCAUCCUUCUUUAAAGUAAAACAUGGAGUUGCCAAGUU